AUGCAUUUAAUGUACACACUAGGUCCUGACGGAAAAAGAAUAUAUACGCUCAAGAAGAUAACAGAGUCGGGUGAGAUUACAAAGUCUGCACAUCCUGCAAGAUUUUCUCCAGAUGACAAAUACUCUAGACAACGUGUGAUUCUAAAAAGAAGAUACGGCCUACUUCCAGAAAAGAAGACUUUUAGUUCUCUCAGGGGUGGUUUGUGCAAACUCUAUAUGUAUAUGUACGAUUGA
Messenger RNA from Brettanomyces bruxellensis, 234 nucleotides. It is a transcript of the gene NOP10, whose product is annotated as snoRNP complex protein. Gene Ontology annotation, cellular component: box H/ACA snoRNP complex; box H/ACA telomerase RNP complex. Gene Ontology annotation, molecular function: box H/ACA snoRNA binding; telomerase RNA binding. Lineage: Eukaryota; Fungi; Ascomycota; Pichiomycetes; Pichiales; Pichiaceae. The transcript is spliced from 2 exons. Gene Ontology annotation, biological process: ribosome biogenesis; snRNA pseudouridine synthesis; rRNA pseudouridine synthesis. The record is from RefSeq and is a predicted model, not a curated record. The coding region runs from base 1 to 234 and encodes 77 amino acids.